AUGGCGCGGCCGGCCGUGUGUUCUCUCACCCUUCUGUUCGCGGCAUCGUCCGCGGCGAUCUCAGUGUCGCCCUCGCGUGCGAUCGCAGUGUCGGGCGCGGCCCGGUGCUCGGCGGUCGCGGCACUGGGAUGGCAGGAGGCGGCGCUGCGCUUGCGGAAGGCGGCCACGCCGGCGGAGGCUGAGGCGGAGGCCAUCCGCCUGGGCCGGGAGCUCACGAGGUGGGAGAGGGCGCAGGCGGCGGUGUCGGGGGCUGAGAAGGCCAAGCUCGUGCCAGGAGGGGUGGACGUCUCGCACGCGGCCGCGGCAGUGUCGGAGGCCGCCGCCAGAGCGAGGUGGUUGGCAAGCGUCGACUCCGCGCCGACGGUCAGGGCGUCCGCGCCGCCAGCAGCAGCCCUCCCGUCCCCAGCAGCAGCCUCCCCGGCGCCCGCAGCAGCCGUCGCAGCAGCACCUCCCCCAGCAGUCACAGCAACACCAUCGCCGGUCGCCGCAACAGCAGAGGCUCCAGCGGCGGCGGCCAAGGCGGCCUGGCUCGCAAAGCUCGAUGCCCCGGCUUGGGGCGCAAAGGCCGAGGCAGCGCCGGCCGCCGCGGAACCGGCGGCAGAGGCGGCGUCGGAAGCGGCGGCCAAGGCGGCGUGGCUCGCAAAGCUCGACGCCCCGAUUUGUGGCGCAAAGGCCGAGGCAGCGCCGGCCGCCGCGGAACCGGCGGCAGAGGCGGCGUCGGAAGCGGCGGCCAAGGCGGCGUGGCUCGCAAAGCUCGACGUUCCCGACUGGGGCGCGAGGGCGGCGGUCGCGUCGGCGGCCGCGGCUGCAGCGGUGACGCGGGCGGCGGGGGCGGCGCCGGCGGCGGUGACGGAGGCUGUGGCCAAGGCCAAGUGGCUGGCCAGCCUCGACCCCCCUCCUUGGGGCGCUCCGUCUUCGCCGCCGCUUGCGCCUCCUCCCCCGCCGCCUUCGCCGCCUUCGCCGCCUGCAGCGGCGGCACCGACAGAGACGGCGGCGGCGGUACCGCGCGCAGCGGCGGCCGAGCCUGACGCGCCCGUCCAGGGCGCAGAGAAUGGCGCGGCGGCCUGGGCGGCUCCGGCGGCUCGGGCGGCCGCGCCCGGCGUGCUGCCGGCACCCAUGCCGCUCCAGGCGGCUCGGGUGGCCGCGCCAGGAGUGGUUCCGGCCCAGGCGGCUUCGGUCGCUUCGGAGGCGCAGUUGCCGCCGCCCGUGGUACUGGCAGCGCCACCGCCUCCGUCUGCCAUCUCGGAGGUGGCAUCUUCGGAGGCGGCGGCCAAGGCGGCCUGGCUCGAAAAGCUCGACGCCGCCGCGGAGCCGGCGGCCAAGGCGGCGUCGGAAGCGGCGGCAGAGGCGGCGUCGGAAGCGGCGGCCAAGGCGGCGUCGGAAGCGGCGGCAGAGGCGGCGUCGGAAGCGGCGGCCAAGGCGGCGUCGGAAGCGGCGGCAGAGGCGGCGUCGGAAGCGGCGGCCAAGGCGGCGUCGGAAGCGGCGGCCAAGGCGUCGUCGGAAGCGGCGGCCAAGGCGGCGUGGCUCGCAAAGCUGGCCCCUGCGGGGGGCGCGAGGGCGGCGCAAGGGGCGGCGCAAGGGGCGGCGCAAGAAGUGGCGCAAGGAGCGGCGCCGGCGGAGGCAGCGGCCGAGGUGUUGGCCGAUCCGGCGGCGGUGCUUCCGACAGCAGUGCCCCCGACCGCGGUGCUCCCGGCCGCGCUGCCGCUCCCGGCGCCGGCGCCGCCGCCGGCAGCGCAGGCCGCCAAGGCCUACCGGCCACCCCUCUCCGUGCUCGCUACGCCCUCCUGCCUGAGGACCGCUGCCGCGGCUCCGGCCGCACCGGCGACAUCGACAGCGGCGGCGACUUCGAAGCCGCAGGCGCCGGCGUCGGCUGCAGAGGCGCCGCCGGCGCCGCCCGUCAGUGCGCGGACGGCCUCGGUCGCAGAGGCGGCGAGCACGCUGUACAAGGAGGCGCUCGACCGCUCCGAGGCGGAGGCGCGGCGUGCAAAGUACUUCAAGUACUCGCCCUCUUGGGGAGGAGGAGUAGGCGGCGGUGAAGGGGGGGGUGGCGGGUCGUCCGCGGCGCCGCCGGUGCGGACGGCGCGGACGGCGCAGGCGCCGGCGACGUCGGGGCCGACGACCGUUCCCGAGGUGCCGGAGGCCCCAGCUCCGGUCGCGCCGGCGGCCGAGGCGGCCGAGGCGGCGGCAGCGGGGGCGGCGGCGGCGGCCGCCGCUUCCCACAAGGACGUGCCGCCACUCGAUGCGAGGGCGGGGCGGCGGCCGGACGGCUUGGGCGGGCUUGCGGGGCGGGUGCAGCCGGGUCGCAGCGGGAUGCGGCAGCCGCCGAUGCGGCAGCCGCCGAUGCCACGCGCCAGUUGGAGCGACGGGACGGCGUGGUCCGCGGACGGGCCGAGGGCGGAGGCUCGCGCCGGCGGCGGCCGCUACGGCGCUGCCCGCGUCGGCAGCCGUGGCGGCGGCGGCGGCGGCGUCGCGCCCACGCCGUCGGCGGCGACGGAGGAGGCCAAGGCGGCGUGGCGGGCGGAGGUGGAGCGGCAGCAGCGCCGCGACGCCCUCUCCCGCGCACGGCCGGAGGCGGCGCAGGAGCCGCCGCCGCGGCGGGCUGCCGACAACAAGGUGAGGUUGCGCACCACGCUCGCCACGAUGUCGGCUGCGUGGGUGCUAGCCGUGUACGUGGAGGCAGGCGUGCUGCAGAGAGGGCUCAUGACGCGAAGCGAAGAGUCUGCGCACGCUUCUGUGGCAAUGCUGGUCCUCGGGGGAAUCCUCUCCGUCGUCUACCAGCUGAUGUUCCUCCUCUCCUGCCGACCGCUCGACGCGGUCGGCGUACGCGUGGUCGGGCUCCUGCUGGCGACCAAUUUCACCUUCAACGCGAUCGCCCCUCUGCCGCUCGUCCUGGAGGAGCGUCGGCUGUGGCUGGAGGGCGAGGGCUGCGCGGGGCUGCGCUUCGCCUAUGCCUCUUGUCGAGUGGCCUGGCUACUCCUGUUUACCGCCCUCACCUUGUUCGCGGUGAUGGCUCCCUCGCCGCGCCGCGCCCUCCAAAGGCUCUGGUUGAUGCAGCGCGUGGCCUUCCCAACUCAGCUCUUGCUUCCGACCAACCACGCCUUCCUCUGGGGCGGGUGGGGUGAGUGCGCCCUAUUGAGCGAUGGGGCUCCCAACGCGUGGUAUCUGUCCUCCCCGGGGGCCCUCGCGUGGUCGGUGACUGGCACGCUGCUCUGCUCUCUGCUGCUCACCGAGCGCAACCGCGGGCGCAUCAUGCAUGCCAUAUCACGAGUCGGGCUCGUUGAGGAGUCGCGGAGGCUCGCUGCCGUGGGCACGCUGCUUGGGGCAUCGCCUUGCCAUCCCGUGGACAGCCGAGUGGACGCCGCGGUGGAGAUGUUCACCGCUGUCCCGUUUUCCGCGCUGAAACGGGACACGUUUUGCUCAUCGACGUCGGGGCAGGAGCAGCAGCUGCCAGCCGUGCGGCGCGUGAAGCUGGGCGAGGUGGAUGCAUUCGUGAGUCACAGCUGGGGAGACGACGGCGACGAGAAGUACCUCGCCCUCAGGGCGUGGGCGAGCCAAUUCGGAAAGGAACGCGGGAGAGAGCCAAUGCUGUGGGUCGACAAGUGCUGCAUCAACCAAGAGGACAUCCAGAGGUCCUUGCGGGGCCUGCCCGUCUACAUCUCGGGCUGCAACCAGCUGCUCGUCUUGGCGGGACCCGACUACUGCUCCCGGCUCUGGUGUGCCCUGGAACUCUUUUGCUUCUUUUCCCUGGGUGGGCGUACGGGCGACAUCACGGUCCUCAAGCCCGGGGCCUCGCCAAGAGCGAGACAUGCACGCCUUGACUUCAAGCUCUCCGAAGCGAAAUGUACGCUUGCCACAGACCGAGACCGCAUCCUGUCCACGAUUGAAGCAGCCUUCGGCUUCAAAGAGGCGUUCGAUAGGGUGGUGCGCGAGCUGAUGGCGACGUGCAUGGCGACGUCUAUAGAGCGAUCGCAGGCAUGUGACGUGUGA
Messenger RNA from Emiliania huxleyi CCMP1516, 3987 nucleotides. RefSeq lists its product as hypothetical. The record is from RefSeq and is a predicted model, not a curated record. The transcript is spliced from 4 exons. The coding region runs from base 1 to 3987 and encodes 1328 amino acids. Lineage: Eukaryota; Haptophyta; Isochrysidales; Noelaerhabdaceae.